UGAAGUGUAUGGAGACUUUACAUGACAUAAAUAUGGAUAUAUAAUAUAAACUUAUACGUGUUGAACCCGCCCACUGUGUUGAAACAGGAAGUACAUUUAUAAGGAAGUAGAUGAAUAAAUGGACACCAUCGGUCGAAGAAAAAAUGUUUCAGAGAUAGCUGAUGAGUCUCUGUGGGGAGAGAUAGGAGGGGACCACUGCCUCUGAAAUGAGUCUCUCUGGGGAGAGCGAGAAGAGAGGCACUGCCUCUAAGAGGAAGUAUUCUGACCGAGAGGAGGGGGCCACACCCUCUAAAAAGAGUCUGCCUCAAAACACCAGUUCUAAGAGUGUCCAGAAGCCCAGAGCAGAGUCACCUACACCCAGCCUGCUAUCAAUGAAGAGUAAUCAGUCAAUGGGUAAUCCACCUACUUUCAGCCAGGAACCAUUACCAGAUGACAAUAAGGAAGUGGAGAGUUUGGACAGUGAGGAUGCAUUAAAGAUCACACACAACCUUCUGGACAGAAGAAGUCAAACUCUGCUGACAGUCCAACAAGACAUUAAGGCUAAACUGAAACACAAGUAUCAACAUAUAUCUGAAGGAAUUGGACACCAUGGAAACCAAAGUCUGUUCAAGGACAUCUACACAGAGCUCUACAUCACAGAGGGUGGAAGUGGAGGGCUCAAUAAUGAACAUGAGGUGAGACAGAUAGAGAUGGCAUCCAAGAAACAAACCACACAAGAGACACCAAUCAAAUGCAACGACAUCUUCAAGCCUUUACCUGGACAAGACAAACCUAUCAGAACUGUGCUGACAAAAGGAAUCGCUGGCAUUGGAAAAACAGUCUCUGUGCAGAAGGUCAUCCUUGACUGGGCAGAGGGAAAAGCAAAUCAGGACGUUCAUUUAUUGUUUCCUCUUCCUUUCCGUGAUCUGAACCAGAAAAAGGAUCAAUACAGUCUGAUGCAACUUCUUUCCCACUACUUCUCAGAGCUGAAAGAGAUUGACAGCAUUGAAGAUGGUGAAACCAAAACUGUUUUCAUUUUUGAUGGUCUGGAUGAGUGUCGACUUCCUCUAGACUUCAAAAACAAGGAGAAGUGCUGUGAUGUCACGAACCCAACCUCAGUGGACGUGCUGCUGACAAACCUCAUCAAGGGGAAUCUGCUUCCCUCUGCUCAUCUCUGGAUAACCACACGACCUGCAGCAGCCAAUCAGAUCCCUCCUGAUUGUAUUAACCGGGUGACAGAGGUACGAGGGUUCAAUGAUCCACAGAAGGAGGAGUACUUCAGGAAGAAGAUCCCAGAUCAGAAUCUGGCCAAUGAUAUCAUCAAACACAUGAAGACAUCUAGGAGCCUCCACAUCAUGUGCCACAUGCCAGUCUUCUGUUGGAUAUCAGCCACUGUCCUUGAGAUGAUACUGAAAGAGGCAUGGAAGGAUGAAGUCCCCAAAACUCUGACCCAGAUGUACUCACACUUCAUACUCAUCCAAAUCAUUGUGAAGAACAGGAAGUACAACAAAGGCACAGAGACAAACCCAAAGGAACUGUCUCAGUCAGACAAAGAGAUGAUCCUGAAACUGGCAAAGCUGGCUUUCCAACAGCUGCAGAAGGGCAACCUGAUCUUCUAUGAGGAGGACCUGAGAGAAUGUGGCCUUGAAGUCACAGAGGCAUCAGAGUACUCAGCAUUGUGUACAGAGUUCUUUAAAGAAGAAUCUGGGCUGGACCAAGAGAAGGUCUACAGCUUUGUGCAUCUGAGCAUUCAGGAGUUUCUAGCAGCAGUGCAUGCUUUAGAAUCAUGUCUGGACAAGAAGGAAAAUGUUUUCUCCCCCAAAGCAGUCACUAGUUAUGAUGAUGAAGUGAAGGAGUCAAUCAUAAAAGCAGUCACUAGUGAUGAUGAAGAGGAGUCAAUCAGAAAGGCAGUCACUAGUGAUGAUGAAGAGGAGUCAAUCAGAAAGGCAGUCACUAGUGAUGAUGAAGAGGAGUCAAUCAGAAAGGCAGUCACUAGUGAUGAUGAAGAGGAGUCAAUCAGAAAAGCAGUCACUAGUGAUGAUGAAGAGGAGUCAAUCAGAAAGGCAGUCACUAGUGAUGAUGAAGAGGAGUCAAUCAGAAAAGCAGUCACUAGUGAUGAUGAAGAGGAGUCAAUCAGAAAGGCAGUCACUAGUGAUGAUGAAGAGGAGUCAAUCAGAAAAGCAGUCACUAGUGAUGAUGAAGAGGAGUCAAUCAGAAAGGCAGUCACUAGUGAUGAUGAAGAGGAGUCAAUCAGAAAAGCAGUCACUAGUGAUGAUGAAGAGGAGUCAAUCAGAAAAGCAGUCACUAGUGAUGAUGAAGAGGAGUCAAUCAGAAAGGCAGUCACUAGUGAUGAUGAAGAGGAGUCAAUCAGAAAAGCAGUCACUAGUGAUGAUGAAGAGGAGUCAAUCAGAAAGGCAGUCACUAGUGAUGAUGAAGAGGAGUCAAUCAGAAAAGCAGUCACUAGUGAUGAUGAAGAGGAGUCAAUCAGAAAGGCAGUCACUAGUGAUGAUGAAGAGGAAUCAAUCAGAAAAGCAGUCACUAGUGAUGAUGAAGAGGAGUCAAUCAGAAAGGCAGUCACUAGUGAUGAUGAAGAGGAGUCAAUCAGAAAAGCAGUCACUAGUGAUGAUGAAGAGGAGUCAAUCAGAAAAGCAGUCACUAGUGAUGAUGAAGAGGAGUCAAUCAGAAAAGCAGUCACUAGUGAUGAUGAAGAUUAUGAUUACUAUCACGUUGAAAACAAGAAGGAAAAUGUUUUCUCCCCCACUAGUGAUGAAGACAAGUGGGGAAAUGUUUUCUCCCCCACUAGUGAUAAAGACAAGUGGGGAAAUGUUUUCUCCCCCACUAGUGAUAAAGACAAGUGGGGAAAUGUUUUCUCCCCCACUAGUGAUAAAGACAAGUGGGGAAAUGUUUUCUCCCCCACUAGUGAUAAAGACAAGUGGGGAAAUGUUUUCUCCCCCACUAGUGAUGAUGAAGAGAAGGAGUCAAUCCAGUUGUCUGACUUACACAAGAGCGCAGUGGACCAGGCCUUGAAGAGUAAGAAUGGACACCUGGACCUGUUCCUCCGCUUCCUUCUGGGUCUCUCACUGGAGUCCAAUCAGAAUCUGUUACGAGGCCUUCUGACACAGACAGGAAGUACAACACAGACCAAUGAGGAAACAGUUGAGAGCACAGUUGAGUACCUUUCAGACAAGCUCGAGGAGGAAUCCUCACCAGAAAGGAUCAUCAACUUGUUCCACUGUCUGAAUGAACUUGGUUCCAACUCUCUAGUUGAAGACAUGCAGACCUCGCUUCGAUCAGGAACUCUUUCAGAAACAAUACUAAAACCUGACCAAUGUUCAGCCCUGGCCUACCUGUUACUGAUGUCAGAGGAGGUGCUGGAGGAGUUUGACCUGAAGACAUACAACACAUCAGAGGAAGGUUAUCAGAGGUUGCUGCCGGUCGUGAAAACCUGCAAGAGAGCACUACUGGAUGGCUGUGAACUCACAUAUAAAUCCUGUGAGACUCUGGCCUCAGCUCUGCAGACACCAAACUCCCCCCUGAGAGAACUGGACCUCAGCUAUAAUGACCUGGGAGACAGAGGAGUGGAGCUGCUCUGUGUUGGACUAACCAGUCCACUCUGCAACAUACAGACACUAGUUUUAGGUCAGUGUGGUCUGACAGAGGGUUGCUGUUCAGAUCUGGCCUCAGUCCUGAGUUCACCCAACUCACAACUGAAACAACUGGAGCUGAGAAACAAUGACCUGCAGGACUCAGGAGUUACACUGCUGUCUGCUGGACUGGAGGAUCCAGACUGUAAACUACACACACUGGGUCUGCUGGACUGGAGGAUCCAGACUCUGCUGUCUGCUGGACUGGAGGAUCCAGACUGUAAACUACACACACUGGGGCUGUCUGGCUGUCUGGUCACAGAGGAGGGCUGUGCUGCUCUGUCUUCAGCUCUGAGGUCAAACCCCUCCCACCUGAAAGAGCUGGACCUGAGCUACAAUCACCCAGGAGACUCUGCAGGGGGACUGCUUUCAGCUGCUCUGGUGGAUCCCACAUAUAAACUGAUGAAGCUGAAUGUGGAUCAUGGUGGAGAGUGCUGGCUGAAAUCAGGGCUGAGGAAAUAUGCCUGUCAUCUCACCCUGGACCCAAAUACAGCAAACCCAAACCUGGUACUGUCUGAGGGGAACAGGAAGGUGACAUGGGUGAAAGAGGAGCAGCAUUAUGAAGACCAUCCAGACAGAUUUGACUAUCAUCCCCAAGUUCUCUGCAGAGAAGGCUUAUCUGGAUGUCGUUAUUACUGGGAGGUGGAGAGGGAUUGUGGCAUGGCUUACAUUGGUGUGGUGUACGAAGGACUGAAGAGGAAGGGAGAUGAGGAUGACAGUAGGAUUGGAUCCAAUAGGGAGUCCUGGUGUUUAGUCUGCUCUUAUAGUGGUUCUACAUUUUUCCAUGCUGGAGUCAGUAGGAGAUCCAUCCCUCGUCCUGAUUCUAACAGAGUUGGAGUGUAUCUGGACUGGCCAGCUGGUACUUUGACCUUCUAUAGUGUGUCCUCCUCUGGUACACUGACACACCUUUACACAGAACACACCACAUUCACUGAACCCCUCUAUCCUGGGUUUAAGGUUUACUCCUCCUCAGUGACCCUGUGUCAGAUAGAUGACCAACACAUUCAGAGAGACCAUGAUGGAGAGUGUUGUGUCAAGCCUGGACCUGAGGACACCAGAGACCAUGGUGGAGAGAGUUGGAUCAAGCCUGGACCUGAGAACACCAGAGACCAUGGUGGAGAGAGUUGGAUCAAGCCUGGACCUGAGAACACCAGAGACCAUGGUGGAGAGAGUUGUAUCAAGCCUGGACCUGAGAACACCAGAGACCAUGGUGGAGAGUGUUGGAUAAAGCCUGGACCUGAGAACACCAGAGACCAUGGUGGAGAGUGUUGGAUCAAGUCUGGACCUGAGAAAAUGAUUCCUCAGAGCUGUAAGACUUGUGACCAUGUUGAGGACUCCACACACUGGCUUCAGAUUGAACCCUUGACUUCCACUGUCCAGGGAGUGACAAUGUUCAGGCACAGGACACCCAAAGGGAGUUAUGAGUGCACAGUGUCUGGGCUCCGCUGGCUGUGUGAGAGAGAUGUCAUUCUGAAGUAUCACUUCAGGAACUGGGAUCCCUACAGUCAACUUCUGAAAGACAUGCAGUACACACAAGGUGGUCCAUUGCUGGACAUCACUAUGGAGUUAGGUGAACUGGAGGAAGUUCAUCUGCCACACUGUGUCUGUUUAGGGACCAACCCUUCCCUGAGGAAUGAGAUGAAGAUUCUUCAUGUAGAGGAACAUGGAGUGUCUUUAGAGGAAGUGCAUGAGGUCACCAGAUUCCAUGCUAAGGUUCUCCAUCCCAAGUUCUCAGCUAUCUCUGUUAUACUGAGCUAUAUCUUUUCAUGGAACGUAGAUGUCCACUGUGACGUGGUCCUCUAUAUGGCAGUAAAAAGGUCAACAGUAAUUUCAAGGCUGUACCUGCUCCUCAGAAACUCCAGUCAGAAAGAGGCUGUUCAGGAACGGGAGAAAAAUCAGGUAUCCCAAGGAUAUUCAGAAUUUCUCCUGCCAAGUCCAAACGGGUCCUUAAAGCUGAACAGUUGGUUUGCGCUCAAGAAUCCCCACUCCACUUCCAUCUAUCCAGAGAAGAUUCAGCUGUUACCUGCAGACACCACACCAAGCUGUUGUCAGAUGAUUAUGGGAAACACAGGGGUUGACAUUGAGAUGGAGUUAAUCGGGGAUGAUGAGAGGACAGUAUGGAAAUCAGUGGUAUCAAAAGAUGUGUACAGCAAAGACUAUCAUCCAACAGGUGCUGUGUUGGGGGCAGGAGGUCCGGCUGAGAGCAGUCUGACUGGUUCUCCAGAGCACCAGCUGCGUUCUGUACGGACAAAGUUUGUGAAACAAGUGUCAAAAGCUGUCCUGAAUGGACUGCUGGACGGACUCCUGCAACACACAGUCAUCAACCAGGAGGAAAUGGAGUCAGUGAAGGUGAUCGCUGAGAGGGCAGAGAAGGCACGUGACAUCAUCGACAUGGUGUUGAGAAAAGGAACGGAGUCGUGUUCCAGGAUGAUCAACCUUCUUGGGGAGCUGGACCACUGUCUUUGUUCACAGCUUCAGAUCAACAGUGUUGGGGUCCCAACCUAAUGGUAGAAUGGAUAGUAACAGUGUUGGGGUACCAUCCUAAUGGUAGAAUGGAUAGUAACAGUGUUGGGGUACCAACCUAAUGGUAGAAUGGAUAGUAACAGUGUUGGGGUACCAUCCUAAUAGUAGAAUGGAUAGGAACAGUGUUGGGGUACCAACCUAAUGGUAGAAUGGAUAGUAACAGUGUUGGGGUACCAACCUAAUGGUAGAAUGGAUAGUAACAGUGUUGGGGUACCAACCUAAUGGUAGAAUGGAUAGUAACAGUGUUGGGGUACCAUCCUAAUGGUAGAAUGGAUAGUAACAGUGUUGGGGUACAAGUCUGGUUCAUCCUUGGGAGCAAUUUCCAAACGCCUGAAGGUACCACAUUCAUCUGUACAAACAAUAGUACACAACUAUAAACACCAUGGGACCACGCAGCCGUCAUACUGCUCAGGAAAGAGAUGCAUUCUGUCUCCUAGAGAUGAACGUACUUUGGUGCGAAAAGUGCAAAUCAAUCCCAGAACCACAGCAAAGGACCUUGUGAAGAUGCUGGAGGAAACAGGUACAAAAGUAUCUAUAUCCACAGUAAAACGAGUCCUAUACCGACAUAACCUGAAAGGCCGCUCAGCAAGGAAGAAGCCACUACUCCAAAACCGCCAUAAAAAAAUCCAGACUAUGGUUUGCAACUGCACAUGGGGACAAAGAUCGUACUUUUUGGAGAAAUGUCCUCUGGUCUGAUGAAACAAAAAUAGAACUGUUUGGCCAUAAAGACCAUCGUUAUUUUUGUAGGAAAAAAGGGGAAGCUUGCAAGCCGAAGAACACCAUCCCAACCGUGAAGCACGGGGGUGGCAGCAUCAUGUCGGGGGGGUGCUUUGUUGCAGGAGGGACUGGUGCACUUCACAAAAUAGAUGGCAUCAUGAGGAUGGAAAAUUAUGUGGAUAUAUUGAAGCAACAUCUCAAGACAUCACGAAGUUAAAGCUUGGUCGAAAAUGGGUCUUCCAAAUGGACAAUGACCCCAAGCAUACUUCCAAAGUUGUGGCAAAAUGGCUUAAGUUUAAAUGUAUUUGGCCAAGGUGCAUGUAAACCUCCGACUUCAACUCUAUGUGAGGUAACCAAUCAGAAAGCUUGUUGAUGAGGUAUGAACCUAAGUGGUCUUGGUGAUACCAACCCUCCUCACAGAGAGGAGUCUGCAGGCUUUUGCUUCAGCCUUGCUCUAACACACCUCAUUCUGCCAGUCAAGGUUCUGAUUAGACUGAUUAGUAGAAUCAGGUGUUAGAGCAGGGUCGGAGCAAAAGCCUGCACGGCCAGUAGUAUCUCUCCAGUAGUAGGUUUGGCCGUCCCGUUUUAAUUCAACAUAUUCCUCUAUCUCCAUGGUAACCCCCUGAUCAUGACCCUUGACCUUUACUGAUCAGCCAAAGCUGUACCAAAUGGCAUCCUAUUCCCUAUACAGAGCCCUAUGGGCCCUGGUCUAAUGUAGUGCACUACAUAGGGAAUAGGGCCCUGGUCUAAUGUAGUGCACUACACAGGGAAUAGAGUACCAUUUGGGACAGACAGAGACUCAAGGCUGAGUGUUUAACAGUAAAAAGAGAUUGAGAAAUGACAGAAGUAGGUUAAAAGUAGGGAGAGCACUGAUGGAGAGAGAGAGUACUUUGAUUGGUACUGUAUGUCUUGUAAAUAUUAAUUAUAUACAGUCCCAGUCAAACGUUAGUUAUUUAGUUUGUCAGUUUUUCUAAAUUUUUGGCUAUUUUCUACAUUGUAGAAUACUAGUGAAGACAAAACUAUGAAAUAACACAUAUGGAAUCAUGUAGUAACCGAAAAAGUGUUAAACAAAUCAAAAUAUAUUUUAGAUUCUUCAAAGUAGACAACCUUCUCCUCGAUGACAGCUUUUCUUCUGAUUAUCUUGAUCUCUGGCUCCCUCUUGAGGCAUUUGUGUGUCUUAAUUAUUUUAUUGAACAGUGCGCUUAAAGCAUCAGACAAGCUCAGUGCAUAGACCUAUAGUUGAUUUGAUUAAAACACAUAGGGUGUGUCUAUGUGGAAAAAUCUGGUACAUUUACAGAAGGAUUUAUUGAUGUCCAGUAUCCCUGUCAAAUACAUGGAGUACAUGUCAAUUAAAAGGAAUGCGUUUUGUGUGUA
Messenger RNA from Salvelinus fontinalis (brook trout), 8237 nucleotides. RefSeq lists its product as uncharacterized. The record is from RefSeq and is a predicted model, not a curated record. Gene Ontology annotation, molecular function: protein binding. Lineage: Eukaryota; Metazoa; Chordata; Actinopteri; Salmoniformes; Salmonidae. Gene Ontology annotation, biological process: regulation of apoptotic process. The transcript has 20 exons. Bases 207 to 6128 code for a protein of 1973 amino acids.